GCCUUUCCUGCAUUCCCGGCCGGGCGCUGCAGCUCGUCCCCCCCCCCCCCCCGGGCCUGCGUGCGGCGAAGCGGCUCCCGGGCCGGGGAAGGGCGGAAUUGGAGCCCCCGGGCAUUGUGACGUCACCGGCGGCGGCGGCCGAGGGGAGGCUUUGACGCGCGCUGUGCCCGGGGGGAAGCGGCCCGAGCUCGGGGCUGAUUCCCGGCCUUCCUUCCUGCAGGGAUGUAGGGUGGCUAUAGGGGGGCAGGGGAUCCAGCUCUGCGCCCUGGGACUCGCUUCCCCCCCAGGGGCUUCUCGCUUGGGCUCUGUUGAAACUGGAUGAAGAAAAAGAAUGGAUAUGGGUAAUCAACAUCCCUCCAUUAAAACGUUACAAGAAAUACAGAAGGAAGUCAAAGACAUGGAACCGCAAGUAGCCGCCUUCAGCGGUCUAGCAGGUGACAGAGCUUACAAGAAACUAGAGAGGACUUUGACCAAGCGGCUUUUUGAAAUAGAUUCGGUGGACGCGGAAGGCCGAGGGGAUGUCCAACAAGCCAGGAAGCGAGCUGCCCAGGAAACGGAGAGGCUGCUUAAAGAACUGGAGCAGAACGCAAACCACCCCCAGAGGUUGGAGCUGGAGUCCAUAUUUAAUGAAGCGCAGGUACUGGUGGAGCAUGAGAUCCCAGGUUUUUACGAUGGAGGCAACUGCAUAACUGAGGAAUUUGAUGAGGGUAUUCAGGAUAUCAUUUUUAGGCUCACUCAGGUGAAGACUGGAGGGAAAGUCUCUCUACGGAAAGCCAGGUAUCACACUGUUACCAAAGUCUGUGCCGUUCAAGAGAUCAUAGAUCACUGUAGGAAGCAGCAGCCUUCUUUGCCCCUGUCUACCGAGGCACAUCCCUCCGUUGCGAAGAUUAACUCUGUUAUGUGUGAGGUAAACAAAGCGAAAGGGACUCUUAUUGGGGUUCUGAUGGGAGUGAACAACAACGAGACCUGCAGGCACCUGUCUUGCGUGCUGAUAGGCCUCAUUGCGGAGCUGGAUGCCUUAGACGUCUGCGGCCACCCGGAAAUAAGAAACUAUCGUAAAGAAGUUGUGGAGGAGAUCAACAGAUUGCAAAGAUACCUGGAUCUGGAAGAAGAAGCGGAUUCCACUUACGCCUUCGACCUGGCGCAAAACAGGUGCAUUGUGAAGAUAGAGGAAAUCCGCAAGAAGAUGAAGGAGAUCCAUUCCUCCUUCUUGAAAGGAGAGAGAGCUGUCGACAUGCACUUGAAGUCCAAGACGGAGCUGCAGGUGUUAAUCACCGAGCUGGACGAAGUGAGCCCGGGCAAAAACCCCUGCAUCCGAGAAGCCAGGAGGCGAGCGGUGAUCGAAGUGCAAACUCUCAUCACCUACGUUGACCUGAAAGAAGCGCUCGUCCGGCGGCAGGUUUUCCUGCAGCAGGCAGAACUGGAGACUCCAGCACACAGGGCGGUUUGGGACAUUCUCGGGAUCCUGUCCUCGAUUCUCCAGGAGGUGCUGUCCUUUGACGGGAACAGAAUGGACAAGAACUACAUGAGACUGGAGGAGCACCUCACGAAACAGCUCCUGGCCCUCGAUGCCAUAGACCCGCAAGGAGACGAGCGCUCCAAAGCAGCCCGGAAGCAGGCCGUGAAGCUGGCGCAGAAUAUUCUUUACUACCUAGACAUGAAAACAGACGAGUGGGAGUACUAAAAUAGCUGAAGUCUCGCGCUAGACGCUGCUGCCUAUUUUGGGGGGGUUUUUUUGCACUUCGUGCCGAUUGAUCUCCCGACGAAAUCAAAGGUCACGUCAUUUGCUUGGUGUCGUCGCAGCUGAGGGGAGUGUCAGGUUGGGCUCUGCCGCAGGUGGGUCUCUUGCUGUCCCAGCUAGGCAGUGACUGCGGUCUGCAUGCUGUUCGUGUUAGGAUUUUGGUCCUCGCUAUCUCUGUCUAUCUCUCCUGGCAUCUCUGGCUCUCAUCUUCCGUCGUGAAGAGCUGCCACGCUGCCCUGCUCUGGUAGUUAGCCAAAACAAGCCUUCCACACAGUGAGAGCACGCAGCUCGUCGGAAGUGUUUUCGUACCAUUCAGUCGAGAUGCAACGGAUGAAGAAGAUACCAGGAGCUAAAUUUGUUAGCCUUGAGCUGUUUGCUGUUGGUUUGACGAAACAGGGGGAUACUUCAAAUGUGCGAUCGCAAUCCAAAGGAUUAAAGGCAAACUGCUCCUGACUCCCCCCCACCCUCUGUGUAUUUGGUCUAAUUUUGCUCACUUAAGAGUUGGGGGUUUUCACAGGCAGAUUUUUGCACAUGGCUGUAGGACUGCCCGGUACUAAUUUUGGUAUGGGAAGAAAAACCCUCAGCCCUCCCACCCCAUACCCUGAAAUAGUCCACCAAAUGAUUUCAUGGUUUUCCCAGGUUGGUCAUUCAUGGUUUUCAGGUUGGUCAUUUAGAAAAGAGAGUCCUUUAUGACACUGAAUGAAGGAACUUUGAUGCAUCAAAACCCGGAAUGUCAUAGCUUAGAAUGGGUCAAAAUCGCUACUGUUGAAGAGUUGUAUUGAAUUCUUCAGUGCUUGAGAGCCUCCAAGACUCAAUCUUGGAGCUGUUGUGGUUGAAAUUUGGCAUGUGGAAUCCCUUGCUGUUUGGGACCUUGUCUUGUGGUCCCCCUGCCCCAGAUGAGUGUAGUCUUGGAUAGUAGAAAGUUAAGCAAGGGCUUCCACACUCUUAACUCAGGGGUGUCCAACUCUGGGGCUUCAGAUGUUCAUGGACUACAAUUCCCAUCAGCCCCUGCUGGCAUGGCCAAGGCAAUGACCAAUUGUAGUCCAUGAACAUCUGAAGCCCCAGAGUUGGACACCUCUGUCCUAACUUAACCCAGACCCAGUGGUGUUGGAUCAGGGCCUUAGAGUGUGGCCCAUGAGCUCCAAAUCCUUAGUUUAAAAGUUUCUAUAAACAUCUCCUUGGAGGUACAUGAAGGCAGCAUGAACUGCUUUUCUAUGCCUCUAAAUGUGCAGAAUCGACUCCCUCACCCUGUAUUUGAUCUUGAGUUUUUCAAAGCCAAAGUGGCACGUCUCUGUUAAUUGUAGUAUUGUGUUUCCAGUCUCAAGUAGUUCAUGCGUACCAUUUCUCAGUGUACAAAGAACCUUAAGCCCCUGCUACUUUUUCUCUUGUGUUUAGUAGCGACUUGCACCUUAUUUAUUCUACCCGUCCAGAUCAACAAGAUACACUGAUCUCGAGUUCAGCUUAGGUUGCAUCCUUCCCUGUUUUCCUCUAGGUUCAGGGAAGCAGAAACCCAGCAUCCCCCCUAGUUUUGCAGAGUGCUUUAUUAGUGGCCUGCCGAAAAAAAGACAUAAAUUGUAAAUCAGAGCUUACUUGAUAGUAUUUUUUUAUGUGCAAGGAGAACUGACCUGCCAACACAGCCACUUUUCAGAUAUUACAAUUGCAUCUGCAUAUCAAGUUUUAACGUAUGAUUAGAAGAAACAAGGCUGUCUUUAGGAAUCAAGUGCCUUUUUAAGUGACACAUGAGUUUAUGACACACCUAUAGCUUGGAUGUUUUAGAGCUGACCUCAUUCUGCUUUUUGGUAAAGUGUCUCCCGUACACCAGAUCGCUUCCAACUCUUCAACUGUAGCAUGGAUCAGAAGAAUAUGUUAAAAAUAUUUUUUGCAGGAAUAUAGUUAUUUGCAUAUUAGCAAGCAACUAAGGUCCAAAUGGCUGAGUUUCAGGAACAGACUUUUAAAAAGCCAGAGUUGUGUUGGCAUUGAAGCGAGAGACUCUCUGCCCCUUGUCCAUUAACUUGCAUCGUUUCCAUAUCCUACGUUUUUGCCCAUGGGAAAAAAAGUGUGUUGGCUAUAUUUUAAAAAUGCAUUUUUUUCCUUUUUUGAGCUUGCUAAACAAAGAGCAGAACGCUGACUUUGUAACCUCUACUUGGCAAGAGGCUAUCUGGCUGGCAAAUCUCAAGUCAAAAUUAUGGAUUUAGUCUUUGUCUAGCUUAAAUAGAAGCCAGUGCUGAAUCACAGACAUACUGAAUGCUUUGCCGUUAGUGUCUUUCCUGUAACUUUUUCCUGCUUGUUUAAAAAACAACUCCUUACAUCUAUCUGCAUGUGUUCUGACUGUCUACUGACAACUUUUGAACAGUUGUAAUUGAACUAUUUCAAUUUUAGUGGGGUUUUUAAAACUCUAGCUGCAAUGAAAUUUUGCACGCACACACACAAUUCCAUAUGGAUCAUACGGAGUUUCUGUGUGACUUGGAUUCCUCCAUUGGUUUCAUUUCUAGGGUGGUGUGGUAUGUGUUUCCAGCCAUUCUGGCUUCCUGUAUUGCUUUUGACAUUUAUAUUCAGCAGGAGAGCACUUUGUUUCAGAGAGUUCCAUAUGUAUAUUUGAGCUUUCACUUUGCAUAAGAAAGCCCUAGAUCUUUCUGUGGUGCGUGUGAAAAUGACACCAAUAGUGCUGAUGUUUCAUUAACAAAAUCCAUAUGCAGUUUCCUCUUCUGUUUCCAUAAGCCCCUGUAAAACGUUCAGUCAUUUUACAGAAAUGUUGCUGUUUCUGAACUAGUUAUUGCAGGGGGUAUUUCAAGGUUUGUUUCUCAAUUUUCCAUGUGGUCUGUUAGAGCUAUACGUUUAACAGGACAAACAUGUAAGGGUGGUGUGAUAAAGGUUGGAUGUGGUUGCUGUUAAGCCUGACUUUUAAAAUCUUCUCAUAAGGUUAAUGUUCAACAUUUAUAGUGCAAUCCAGAACUGAGUUUCUCCAGUCUUAAGACCAUUGAAGUCAACUGGAGCUACUGUUCUGGAUUGCAAUAUAAAUGUUAUCCUGAGAUCCUUGGUACACUAUCAGUGCAUGGAUGGAAGUGCUGAACUCAACAAAAUAAGCUGAACCAAAAAAAAUAAUUAAUAGUCCGGUAUGUGGAUUUUAGGAGAUCCUUGUUUUGUAAUUUUUUUACGAAUGUAUUUUUUCCUAUUUAAUAUGCAAAUGACUAGGAUAACUACUCCUUACUAGCUUUCCAUUGCAGUGAGCUGAAGACUUUUUUUUUGCUGUUGACUUAUUCUUCUGCAUUUUGUUAAUUUAAAAAGCUUUUUUUGUGCAGUGUCAAGACUUUGUAAGAAGAGGAACAAACGGAUGUAAUUUUGCUGACUCUUGAAACCUCAUGAUAUUCAUGUUAUUAUGAUUGUAAUGCUUUAGCAGCAGGGUUGAUUCGGAGCAGCAGCCUUGUUCGGAUACUCUUGCCAGCAACCAUGGUAAAAUGGACAUAAAUAUUCUUUUUCAGAAUGCGUGACGACUAGUGUAUGCAGUUGGCUUGAUGUGUACAAAUUCAAAGUUACAACCUGGUUUAAUAAAGCAUUUUCAUGCUUUCUUCUUGAUAACCA
Molecule: messenger RNA, 5320 nt
Organism: Sphaerodactylus townsendi
Lineage: Eukaryota; Metazoa; Chordata; Lepidosauria; Squamata; Sphaerodactylidae
Gene: BAG5
Product: BAG cochaperone 5
Exons: 2
Coding region: 332-1684 (450 amino acids)
Biological process (GO): protein stabilization; regulation of inclusion body assembly; negative regulation of protein ubiquitination
Cellular component (GO): cytoplasm; membrane; cytosol
Molecular function (GO): protein-folding chaperone binding; adenyl-nucleotide exchange factor activity
Source: RefSeq, a predicted model, not a curated record